AUGGGCAGGUCAGCCCUGGAGGAAGGUUUUGGCUCUAAGAAACAACAUGAGAAAAUACACACAAGGGAUAAGCCUUACCACUGCUCCCAGUGUGGAAAGAGUUUUAAGCUUUUAGGAACCCUUAAAGCUCAUGAGAGAAUACACACAGGGGAUAAAAUACACACAAGGGAGAAGCCUUACCACUGCUCCCAGAGUGGAAAGAGUUUUAACCAGAAAGCACACCUGAAAGCCCAUGAGAGAAUACACACAGGGGAGAAGCCUUACCACUGCUCCCAGUGUGGAAAGUGUUUCAAACAGCCAGGGCAUCUGAAACGGCAUGAGAGAAUACACACAGGGGAGAAGCCUUACCACUGCUCCCAGUGUGGAAAGUGUUUCAAACAGCCAGGGCAUCUGAAACGGCAUGAGAUAAUACACACAGGGGAGAAGCCUUACCACUGCUCCCAGUGUGGAAAGUGUUUUAGCCAGUCAGGGGAGCUGAAACAACAUGAGAGAAUACACACAGGGGAGAAGCCUUACCACUGCUCCCAGUGUGGAAAGUGGUUCAGCCAGUCAUGGGAGCUGAAACGGCACGAGAGAAUACACACAGGGGAGAAGCCUUACCACUGCUCCCAGUGUGGACAGUGUUUCAAGCAGUCAAGGGAGCUGAAACAACAUGAGAGAAUACACACAGGGGAUAAGCCUUACCACUCCUCCCAGGGUUCAAAGCUUUUGCCCAUUUAGGAAGCCUGAAAGAACACAUUAGACUGCA
Messenger RNA from Salvelinus namaycush (lake trout), 748 nucleotides. Its product is annotated as zinc finger protein 239-like. Lineage: Eukaryota; Metazoa; Chordata; Actinopteri; Salmoniformes; Salmonidae. Gene Ontology annotation, biological process: regulation of transcription by RNA polymerase II. The record is from RefSeq and is a predicted model, not a curated record. The transcript has 2 exons. Bases 1 to 720 code for a protein of 239 amino acids. Gene Ontology annotation, molecular function: RNA polymerase II cis-regulatory region sequence-specific DNA binding; DNA-binding transcription factor activity, RNA polymerase II-specific.